Messenger RNA from Stegastes partitus (bicolor damselfish), 5618 nucleotides. It is a transcript of the gene sh2b3, whose product is annotated as SH2B adaptor protein 3. Gene Ontology annotation, biological process: intracellular signal transduction. The transcript is spliced from 8 exons. NCBI's taxonomy places the organism in Eukaryota, Metazoa, Chordata, Actinopteri, Pomacentridae. Gene Ontology annotation, cellular component: plasma membrane. Gene Ontology annotation, molecular function: transmembrane receptor protein tyrosine kinase adaptor activity. Bases 329 to 2578 code for a protein of 749 amino acids. The record is from RefSeq and is a predicted model, not a curated record.
AGCGGAAACGAGGACUCGCCACUUUUUUUUUUUUUUUUUUUUCCGCGUCAAGUUUCGUGGCUGAAAGUUUUCUUUCCUCUUUUUUUUUCUGCGGAGGAGCAGUCCCAUGCAGCCACAAUGAGAGAGAAAACGACGGGCUUUUCGGCGUGCAGCUUCUCCUCUCCUGUCCAGCUCCUGCUGCCGCUCGCCGACGUCGUUUAGACUUAAUUUACUUCUCAGCACAUUUCCGUUAUGCGAAGUCCAACUUGUUGGUUAGUCGUCGUGCUGCGGUGGGUGCCCGUCCGAGAUAACGGAGAACCAGUGAUUCUCAGCCAGUUUGGUUACUGCAAUGAAUGGUAACACUAUCCAUCCAGCCAACACCGCAACAGCAGGAGGAGGCCCAGGUGUGGCAGCGCCCCCACGAGGCUGGAGGGAGUUCUGUGAGCUGCACGCCAUCGCCGCAGCCCGGCAGCUGGCCGGACAUUAUCGGAGCUUCGCCAGAGAGCGGCCACAACAUGACGUGCUCCCGCCAGAGAUCUUUUCCAAGCAGUUCACUGAUCUCUUCCAACAGCACUUCUGCUGCGAGGUCGACAAAGAUGGCACUCCCCUCAGCCAGAGCACAUGCCCCAUCGCUUCUGGUAGCGCUUCCUCCACAUCUCCAGCGACCCCACUUCCAUCACAGACCGUGAUCGGUCGAUUGCGGAUCACGUCUCUGUCCGGCGUGCAGGACUAUCGGGAGGCUGGUCGGCCAAGUGGAGGAGCCGCUCCUUUGACCGUGUCGCCAAAAGUGGAGCCGGUGGUGGUGAGCCGGGAGCAGGAGCAGCCGUUGAGAUGCUCUUCGGGAAACUCCUUCUCAGGAUCUCGCAGUUUCGGCAGCGGGUCCCUGCUGAUUCGUAGCCGUAGCAACGAGGAGGUCUCUGGCUCGGAUCGUCGUCAGGUGUCUGAACGGUACUCCUCCGACUCCUCGGCCUCCAACCUCGGACACGCUGACGUCACGCAUUUCUCCGUCAGACAAAUCCAGCAAACCGUAAGACGGCUUUUAAAGAAACAGCCCCUUCCCAGCCCUCGCUCAUCCCAGGACCUGUCUCCUAUCAACCCCAGCCUCACGACCAGCAGCAACAACAACAGCCCCCCAAAUAAUGGGGACAGAGUGGGCGGGAUUUCCUCCAACAACGAGGAAGUGUCGUCCUCGUCCUCUUCCUCUCACUCGUCCUCUUGUCUGAACUCUGAGGCCACGCCGCUAGCUGCUUCGCAACGGCCCAUGACUGGAGUAGUCUCUCACUUCCUGGAUCGUUUCCGUUGGUUACGCAGCAGGAGCAUGAGGCAGAGGAGGUCAGAGGUGAGCGGCUGCUGUAAAGAGGGCCAACUGAGGUACUUGCUGGUGGAUGACACUAUCUCAGACACUCAGCCUCGCUGGCAACGCUGUCGCCUGCUGGUCAGGAGGAUCAGAGACGCUCACGGUGGAGGAGGAGGAGGAGGAGGAAGAAGAGGAGGAGGGGAGAGGUACCAGUUGGAGCUCUAUGAUCCUCCAAAGGCCUCCAGUCCCAAGCUGACGACUCACUGCUCAGAUAUCCAAGAAGUCCGUCGUUGCAACCGACUGGAGAUGCCCGACAACUUAAACACAUUCGUUUUAAAGGUUAAUCGAGGUAGUCUGAUUUUUGAGACGGACAACGACCAGCAGGUCAGCUCCUGGACCACAGAGCUAAAAGAAUGUAUCAGCAACAGGUCAGGCAGCGUGGAUCUGGAGCCCCUCCCCUCCCCGGCUGACAGCUCUGCUCCGACCAAUCACAGAGGGAGCUCGGAGUCGGGAAGUCAGACUCCCGUCUCCUUCGCCCUGCCGGAACAAGUCAUCCAGAAGACGGAUCACUUCCUGUUCUCCUACCCCUGGUUCCACGGGCCCAUAUCUCGCGUCAAGGCGGCCCACCUGGUCCAGAGCUCCGGACCAGAGGGACAUGGUGUGUUCCUGGUCCGACAGAGCGAGACUCGCCGGGGAGACUACGUGCUCACGUUCAACUACCAGGGAAAAGCAAAGCACCUGCGCCUCUCUCUAACAGAAUCGGGUCAGUGCCGGGUGCAGCACCUGCGCUUCCACUCUGUUAUGGACAUGCUCAGUCACUUCCGCCUCUUCCCCAUCCCGCUGGAGUGUGGAGCCGCCGGCGCCGUCACGUUGUCCAGCUUCGUAGUGGCGGGCUCCAGCCCUCCAUCACAGGGUCAGCUCUCGGGCGCCCUCCUCGUCCCCUUCUCCCUCCACCGGUGGAGCUCCGAGCCCAGCUUGGCUCACUGCAGUCUGGCUCGCAGCUCCAGCCACCCCCCUUCCUCCUGCUCCACCAGCAGCAGCAGCACCACCACCACCACCACCACCACCUCCAGCCCCGGCUCGGCGUCCCAGCCGGGAAAUCACCCGUUCACUCGCGCCCACCCCGACCCCGCCCCGUCGGCGCCGCUUCCUCUGCGCCGCAGCGAGUCGGUGGGGAGGAGGCCCCUGCUCCGCCACGCCAACCCUCACACUCCCAUCAUCCCUCAGCGGGACUCGGACUAUGAGCUGGAGCCUGACCGGGGCCGCAAGCGGGCCAUAGACAACCAGUACAUGUUGCUCUGACCCGCCGAGGGGAAACCAUCACCUCUGACCGACGGCAGCGCUCGGCGCGGGUCAGACAUAACUCACCUGAUCACGGCAGACCCACGAACUCGAGCGUCUCCGUCUGAUGAAAGCGCGGCUCUGCGUACGUCGAAGCACACACUCCUCAUGUCUGUGCUGGGUGUGUGUUUCCGACCCUCACAGCCUCCACCCAGAGUGUCCACAGUGAAUGUAUUAGUAGGAGUUUUAGAACAGUGUUGGUGAUUAUUCUUGUUUUAUGGAUGUUGAGGUUCCGUGUGUGUGCGAGAGAGAGGAAGAGUCACAUGAGCAGCGAGUCCUCGAGCCCGAGCAAAAAAAAAACCCCAAAAACUAUUGUUCAUUAUUUCUACCCGUGUAGGAGCACUUGAUUUCAUUUCUUCGGCACUUAAACCUGAACUGGUGGGAGAGCACCGCUUGCAAAAGGAGGUGCUCCUUUAAAAUAUGCACACAAAGUCGCCAGUGUGGAGCAGAACCCCGGCUUUUUACACAAACACAAUCAUAGAAACACUCUAUUUUCGAGUGUUGUUACGCUCCAUUAGCUCCUCCUCCUCCUCUUGUGCAUUAUUAUAUAUUGAAGUGCACGUCGCUUUCAGUGCACUUUGGAAACAAUGUGUAUUUUUUCUAUACACGGAUUCUUUUGUAGAAAAGUUUUUAAUAAAAUAAAGUUUAAAAAAAACAAAAAGCAAAAAAAAAAAACAAAAAAAAAAGGGAGAAAACUUGGUUAAAGUCGGCCGGGAAGCGUUUCCCAGAAAUGGAUCGAGCUUCCAAAACCUUCGGCGAAAGCAAUUACAGAGAACCACAGACAUGAUUCAAGAUCCGCUUUUCAGCUGCACUGUUUUUUGUUUUUUUUAACCCAAAGCUCAGCGUGUGGUGUGCAUGUGUCCGUCGUGGUGGAUGUGAGAUGAGUCCGUCAGUCGUGGAGUUUGUGUGAUGAAGUCGGGCGUCUUUGUGGUGUUCAGGAAUCAAGGGCGACGUGUGCACAAAAUGGAUUUAAAGGAAUCGUUUCUGCCCCCGAAAAUCAAGGAAGUUGUUGUAAUAGUAGUAAUAUAUUAUGUUUAUUCCCCAUCCUGCAGCCCUGACCAGUGGUUAGGACGUUCUUGUGCAACUAAAUGAACAGAAACGUUCUGCUGCGUUGUGGACAUGUGACAGAAGAGCCACCAUCAGGGAAAAAAAACAAGUUGCACUUCUCGAAAACAAACAAAAGGUCCGUUCUGUAACCGCACAUAGAAAUCAUUUAUGUCCAAGUGGUUGAUGGCAGUGAAGCUAUAAUCCUCCAGUUUAUCGAAAGCGACUUGGCCCACCGAGUCUUCAUUCUGUGCACAUGAAGCGCGACACACGAGAGGGGAACCGCUGCAGACCAGAACCAAGCGGGACGGCGGCCGUUUGACACAGUCUGAAUGAUUCGUCCUCUCAGUUGCGAGGCUGGAAACCUUAAACCCGCUUCCGCCGUGGUUUGAAAAUCCAGAACGAAACCUUGAAAGGCUCAGGAAAGUCGAGUCGAGUCGUACAAGUGCCUCGUGUUUCCAGCUCCACCUUCUCAGCAUUAGUUUUUCUUUCUGUAUAACUUCAAAAAACCAAACCGAGGACGGGCUGCGAGCAUCAUGUUUGUACACUAUAACCUUUAUAGACCUUUUAACGAGAGGAACGUUUGAUUUGAAUGCGAUCAGGCGUCGUCUCUCUGGCCUUCGUCCUCCACGUUUCCCUUUAACUACCUAAGGUGCCUUGUGAGUUUGUCGUCGCACUCCAAAAAACAAAAUGAAGCCUUUUAACCAAAGCCAUCCGUCUGCGGUGCUUCAUCCUCCAAAAGCGUCCAAAGAUUUGCCGAUUCAAACUCCUUUCUGUGAACUUCCGUCUCUCCUUUUGCGGGAAAAUAAACAUUCCACCAGUUUGGACGUCAACACCAAAGACGAACGAAAUGUCAGAUUGUCUGUAAUUUUUUUAUUUUCUUUCCAAUAACUGAAGCUUCUCUUCGUGCGCUAAGGACUCGUCUGUUUGUCUUCUAACUCGCUUUAACACUAACUCCAGCAGAUGAUUUUAGAUUUUCAGUCAAUCUGUGCUUCGUGUCUGGUUUAGACCUCCUCCUCCUCCUCAUCAUGUAACAGCCUGCUUUAUUUUUGUUUUAGAGAAAAGCUUGAUGACCGUCUCCUCUUGUUAAGCAAUAAGUCAGCUUUGUCUGUUUUUUUUUUUACAAUGGUUGUGUUGUUCUCAAUCAAGACUGACAUCUUCUAAGGGGAACAAAAACAAGGAUGUUUUUGGCAAAAGUACGGUUGGUCUUCCUGCCUUUUUUAAUGAGUCCAAACAAAGCCCUCAUCACCUCCCUGCAAAAGGAAAGCAACGGUAACAGGAAUUAUUUCGAGUAUCAGUCCUUUUUUUUUCUCUCUCUCUUUGCUGAUUUGUCUUGUAGGCAGAAUGACUGUACCUUUGCCAGAAAAAGCUGCUGUUGCUUUUCCCCUUUUUAUUUUUAUUUUUAUUUUUUCCCCUUAAAGCUCAGGGCUCAGUGAGUGUGUCGUGCAAUAUAUCUGAGAGAUGGAGCAGUCACAGGCUUCCAUGGAGGAAUUCAUUGCACCUGCUCAUAAGACCGAAGGAAAUAUUUGACCAAAGUUCCCAGACAACAUUUCGAACACCAGGACGUUUUUUUUUUUCUGUCGCUUUCUACUUUUGCAAGAAUCGAGUUAAUGCUAAAGAAGAUCCCCCCCCCUCCGUGUACCUCAGGUGUCUUUAACCCCUCAGCAUCCGCCUCUCGUCUCCACCCCACUAUGUUUAUUUUAAAAUGUCCAGUUGAUGAAUGUAAUGUGUUCUCAAUACUGUUCAUCCUGUUUGUUUAACUCAGCACUGUAAAACAUUCCAGUUCGACCCAGCGUCCCUCCUCCCCCCUCGACAGCCGACGGAAAAACCCGCAACAGCUUCUUCUACGAUCUGUCAUCGUGUUUGCAUCCCCUUCAGUUAUAACCAUCUAAAUUAUAUUAAAUAUAUAUCAACUGUAUAUUUGACUUUUUUAAAAUAAACCUAACCAAAAAAAAAA